Molecule: messenger RNA, 405 nt
Organism: Phragmites australis (common reed)
Lineage: Eukaryota; Viridiplantae; Streptophyta; Magnoliopsida; Poales; Poaceae
Exons: 2
Coding region: 1-405 (134 amino acids)
Source: RefSeq, a predicted model, not a curated record
AUGCCGCCGCACCCCCCGCCGUGCUCCUCUAAUCCAGCGCCGUCUAUGGACGCCAACGACAAGGACCUGGUGUCAUCAUCCUUGGUGCUAGCCCCCGAUGAUGACAACAUCGAUUGGGACCUAUUAAUGGUGGAGGCAGAGGAGGAGGAUGAGAAGGAGAAAGCGAUUGCCUAUGACGAGGAGGUGGAGAUGGGUGGCGACUCCGACACCAACGACGGCGAGGAGGAAGAGUUGAUGGGCGGCGACUCCGACAUCGACGACGAGGAGGGGGAGGUGAUGGGCGGUGAUUCCGACAUGACUGACGAGGAGGAGGAGGAUGAGGAGAUGGGCAGUGACUCCGAUGUGACUGACAAGGACAGGAGGAGGAGGAGGACGAGGAUGAGGAGAUGUGUGACUCUGACAUGA